Molecule: messenger RNA, 1238 nt
Organism: Tuber melanosporum (Perigord truffle)
Lineage: Eukaryota; Fungi; Ascomycota; Pezizomycetes; Pezizales; Tuberaceae
Exons: 1
Coding region: 853-1077 (74 amino acids)
Source: RefSeq, a predicted model, not a curated record
AUCCCAUGUUAUCAUAACCUCACAAGGGGUGUUGCGUUCUCGACAUACCCCCCUCCCUCCAACAACCUAAGCACGGGAGCACAAACGCCUUACGCGGGACGAGGUGGCACACUUCUUCACUUGUACUCGUAUAAGUACUCGUGCAAAAUACCUUAACCCCAGAUCAGAAUUUGUCACCGGCUGUUCCACAGUCCUCAGACCUCUCCAAUAAAUCCUCUCCCGAAGGACACGAUGCGAAUAUCCAUUGACCUAAAUAUAGCCCUCUCCCUAUCCAGUCCAACUACCGGCCCGCGCUCAUAGCUCCGAGUUAUCGGACUUAGCUGGGAACCGAGGGACCCAGACAACGCAGGUUACCGAGCCGUCCGUUCCUUCACCGGAACGUGAACCCAGUUACCAUACAAGCACAGUUCUAUACCUGCACUAGCCGACAUGCAGGAAGCAAAAAAAAAGGAUGAAAAAAGGGCCAUUUUCCUGGCAAAUGAUAUGAUACAUCAUUUCCGACCUUCCCCUGACCCGUUACUUUCCGUCCAAAUUUCGUUUCGUUUCACUUUCUUGCGUUCAGCCAAGAAGGAACCUGCACUUUGUUGAGCUGUAUUACCAAGGUGAAACCUUUUUUCCUUUUUCCUUUCUGUUGCCUUACUUGUCAUAUUCAACAAGCAUGCGGGGGUUUCGGGUAGUUGCUUGUCACGGUAUGUCACUCGAUAUUUAUCGCAAUCUGCAGGCUGCUGAAGAUGGAGGGGGGUGGGUGGGUGUCGAUGUGGUGUGGGUGGAAGGGAGGAUGGAGUUUGGGGGUCUAUGCAGCGUACAUUCCGGCUUACUUAUUAGAGGUUGAUUUUGCUCCGGCAGUGGCCCAUGGACGGAAUAUUUUCUUUACUCAAGUAUGAUAGUAGAGAAUUAAUAGUGGGCGGGGGGCAGUUGGGGGCGGCAUUGGUGGUCGAGGAGGUAGGGUCGAUGGAGUUUGCCCCGAUUCCGUGUUUGAGAGUAAUACUCCUGGUUGGGUUGGCGGGGGAUCGAGAGCCACGUGAGGGCUUCAUGAAUAGUCACCCGGUGGAAGAAUUUUGUUGUGGUGAAAGCUAAAAUCUAGUAUGUCGGGCUUGGGUGAAAAGUGGUUGGCGGUUCAAGAGUUUUUGGCGGACCAAUGGUGUUAGUGUCCGUAGCCUUCGCGGAGUAUUAGAAAUGGGCUUUUAGUUAAGGUGCGGCGUACUUUCACAAAUCUCACUUCCAAACCAUCUUCAAUU